AAUUCUACUGCACACAAUCGACGAUGAGUAUACACUGCCUAAGAUUAUACGUGUGCAAUAUUUGUUCUUGACCUUCCUUCAUAUCAUAUAUUGACAAGAACAAGCCACAGGCAUAUCAAUUAAUAGAUUCGUUUCUAAACACUAUAGAUACAUAUAAAAAGUUGUAAAAAAGACUACACUAAAAUGUUUUCCUUAACCAAUGAACAAGAGGAUGAGGGUGCACAAGGGAUUGCUGAUAUUGACAAUGACCAAUUAAGAGAAAGCAAUGAUCACAACAACGGCAUCAAAAGCGAAGAAACUGAUGUUGAAAAAGGAACCAACGUAACUACUAGCACUGAAAUGAGUAGAUUGUCAUCUUCUAAAGUACGAUUUUCCUUAACCAAUGAACAGGAGGAUGAGGGAGCAAAGGGGAUUGCUGAUAUUGACAAUGACAAAUUAAGGGAUAGCAACGACCUCAUCAUCAGCACCAAAAGUGAGAAUACUGAUGUUGAAAAAGAAACCAACUUAAAUAGCAGCGAUGGGCAAGAAACUGAAAUAAUAGAUCAGACGUUUCAUCUACCUGCAGGAUUUUUGCAAAGAUCUCCAUCAGCUAUUACGAUUCGAAAUAUGACCAAGCAUAAAAGAUAUAACACCUAUCCUAAUUUGCAAAAAGAAUUUGACAAGGAAAAACAAAUGAGGGAAUACAGUACACAGGCUAGUGCUCCCGUUAGAGCAGACCCGUAUUUAAACAAUAGUGCUGACACCAACAUUUUGGAACACGAUAGUUUAUCAUUACCACUUUUAAACAGAAAUGACGAAACAGAUGCUUACCUGAAGCCGUUGUCUCUUGAACAGCAUGUUGUAGAUGUCUCAGAGGAAGAAUUUUUUGAUGCGGUUGAAUCGUUAGAUAGUGUUGGUCAUAAUGAGGAAAACGAUGAAAACAAAUCAAUUUCAGAAGGUCAUGUCACAAAUAAAAGUCUUUGUAUGGAAUGUGUAAAGCCGUUACAAGUCAAUUCUAAGGAAGAUGUACAAGCAGGAGAUCACCUAGCAUAUCCUGGAAGAAUAUAUGAUCACCACGCAAUUGUUGUAGAUGUGUACCCGUAUACAGCGACAGAUGAUGAAAUUGAAAUAGAAAUUGUACAUGCAACAAACACUGCUACUAAAGCAACUUUCGCUAGUUUUCAGCCUUUCGGUAACAAAGCGAGACUGAAGAAAGUCAAAGUAAGGGUUAAUUUUAAAGACAAGAAAGUGGUAGUUUACAAAUAUAGCAGUAAGAUUGAAAUAUUUCCUCCUCACAUAAUUGCGGAAAGAGCCAAAUCAGAGGCAAACGCAGAUUCAAAGGGAGGAAAAGGACAAUUUAAAUAUAACUUGUUUAAAAAUAAUUGCGAGCAUUUUGCAACAUGGUGUGUUACGGGUGGAAAACGAAGUCUACAGGAGCGUAAAUUUAGUAUGGUAUUCUGGAUGUUCCUUAGUUCUGGAUUUCAAGGAAUAAGUGACGAAAAUGAAAGGAACGAAAAAGAAUUUGAAAAAGAAAUGCUUUGUCUCUCGUGUUAUGAAACAAACAAGAGAGUUUUAGACGUUGAAAAAAGACAAAUCUUACAAAAGACUGAUGUGAAAAUUGGCGAUAUCAUUACGUACAGCUAUUAUAAUUUAUGGCAUAACGCUGUAGUUCUUGAUGUAAAUGGAAUGAAAGAUAAUUACACAACAUGUGAUAUAGCACAUUAUGCUUAUUGUGGUCCAUUUAAGCAUCACACAAUCGUUAAAGAAAAACUGCUUAUUCCUUUUGAUGGAUCAAUCAAAGUUAUUAUUUAUCCAAGUAACUUCAAUACAUAUACCGCACAUGAAGUAGUGGAAAGAGCUAAAACAAGACUUAAUGAACAAGAAUUUGCUUACUUUUCAAAUGACUCAAGCCAGUUUGCUCGCUGGUGUAAAUUGAAGCUUUAUAAAUAAUGCUAAUUUUUUACUAUUUACUAAUAAUUUGCCUUGGUCUGAUACACUGAUGUCGAUUAAAACGGUAGUCAUGUUGGCAGAUUCAUAUUUAAGAAAACAGACGACACUUGUAACCAUAUCUCCUGUAGAUUGUUUAUAGUUGAGUUUUUGACGUUUUAAUGUCAACUGUCUUUGUUCUCAUUUUCAGUGAAUACAUUUAAUGAAAGACAUGAAUGCAUGACUUAAUAUUUUUUAUAAAAAGUUGUAUACGAGGGCAAUUUUAUAAGUUUACAAAUUCUUCACUGAAACUUCUAGCCAAGAUUUAUUUAUAACAAAAUCGUAUUGAAAUCUGACAUGUCUCUUUGGAGGGUUUGAAAAUUCAUCAAAUAUACCAGGUUUUAAUGUAUUUUCAACGGCAGACGUGCGUUUUUUCUACAAAGGAAUCAUUAUUGGCGCUUGAAUCAAAAUAUUGAGAGACAAAAAAUCAAAUGCAUAACAUCCAUCAACAGUUGCAACGAUCUCAACGGUUGUAAAACUUACCAAACUCUUGUAUAAGUCUGAGGCAUACAUAAGUCUGGAACAUGACAAAAUUGUUGAAAGCCAUCAGGGUCAUAAUUCCAAUUUGACAAGUUUGUUAUAUCUAGAGCAACGCGUUCGUGUUGGUUCGAAUACACUAGUGCAACAAGCCAAAACGAACAGUUGGUUCAAGUACCAAAGAGUAACGCAUUAAUAUAAGUUCAUCUAUCAUUCAUUCAAUCAGAGUAAACUAUAUCUCCUAUAUCUGUAAUUAGGUCAGGAUUGAAGUAUAUAUGGUAUGCUGGUUCGUGACACUGACCAACUUUUCCUGUUGAUUUAUUCAUAUAGGUUCGAGGUAUAAAUGCGGAUAUGAAAGAAAUAUUUUGCCUUGUCAAUCUUGUUAUGUUGUUCAGUGAUUCAGUUUUUCUUUAUCUUCUUCAGUAUUACUAUUAUGUGUAUUUUACUGCAUCGCAUAUAAAAUACAUAAAUAUGCAAAUAUAAGUGAACGAAGGAUGAUUUCAAAUAAGACAACUAUCCAUUGAACUUACCCAUACAAGUAUUCCUGAACUAUCUCAAAAAGUUCGGUGGUGAAAAGUGCUUCUAGUCGUACCAUUUACCGUAAGUGUGCAACUGUAAACAGUAUUUGUUUUAGCCUCACGCAUGAGCGGGUAUAAAUAUUUAUUUAUUUAGUAUUUAUUUCAGCAGAAAUCAAAAAUAAACGAAUAAACUACUUCAUUGAUAAUAAACUGCUGACAAUUCUGCUUCUAGUCGUACCAUACUCGUUAAAAAUAAAACCAGAAUCGACCCCACAAUAUUAUUUGAACAAAAAUAAUUCACAGUUAGUGUAUUGUAAUCUUGAAGGUAAAUAAUUACCGCCGGUAUUGCAUGUAAAUAUGUGUGUUGGACUAGAAAGGCGUUUGCAUGUUCCGU
Molecule: messenger RNA, 3354 nt
Organism: Mytilus trossulus (common blue mussel)
Lineage: Eukaryota; Metazoa; Mollusca; Bivalvia; Mytilida; Mytilidae
Exons: 4
Coding region: 184-1929 (581 amino acids)
Biological process (GO): N-acylphosphatidylethanolamine metabolic process
Cellular component (GO): cytoplasm
Molecular function (GO): A2-type glycerophospholipase activity; glycerophospholipid phospholipase A1 activity
Source: RefSeq, a predicted model, not a curated record